Penaeus vannamei (Pacific white shrimp) is the source of this 710-nucleotide messenger RNA. RefSeq names its product serine protease inhibitor Kazal-type 12. Lineage: Eukaryota; Metazoa; Arthropoda; Malacostraca; Decapoda; Penaeidae. Gene Ontology annotation, molecular function: protein binding. The record is from RefSeq and is a predicted model, not a curated record.
AUAUUCUGCCAACAUAAACCCAACUUCAAAUGUGUUUGCAAUAUUUAGAGAGAUUUCAUAAACAUUGGAGAGCUGUACAUUUUGUUUUGUUAUCCAAGACAUUUUAUUCCUACCCGGAUUUUACAAAAAGCAGGAUGAGUCCAAUGUCGCUGUUCUGCUCACUGCUCUUGCCAGUACUGUCGGCGAAUUUGGUUCUCGCGAAAAAUACGGAGAACUUCGAAAUAGCGGCUUUCCCGGACUUCGACUACCUCGUGGAGAAGGACAUCGAGGAGGACCCCUGCGCCAAGACCUACGCCCCCGUGUGUGGCAGCGACGGCAACACCUACGACAACAUCUGCCUCCUGACGAGAAUGAACACUCCGGAAGGGGACGAACCCGUGUUGUUUGUGCACAGUGGACGCUGCGAGGAACUGCCGUGGCCCGUUUAAGGAUGACUCGUUAAAAGAAGGUUUUUGGGAUGAAAUUGGAACUAAAUCAUGUUAUGUAUUUUGUUUAAAGGAAGGUGUUUGGGAUGAAACUGGAACUAAAUUAUGUUAUGUAUUUUGUUUAAGGGAAGGUGUUUGGGAUGAAACUGGAACUAAAUUAUGUUAUGUAUUUUGUUUAAAGGAAGGUGUUUGGGAUGAAAUUGGAACUAAAUUAUGUUAUGUAUUUUGUUUAAAGGAAGGUGUUUGGGAUGAAAUUGGAACUAAAUUAUGUUAUGUAUUUUGUUU